AUGCUUCUUAAUAUUGUGAAAGGGGCCACGUGUUUCAAGGACAUCAGAACUGUGGGUGGAAUCAUCUACCCCACAUACAAGGCGGCAUGCAAUGCCCUCGGACUCCUCGAUGGAGAUAAUGAAUGGCAUGAAGGACUCUUCCAAGCAGCCACAUGGAGUACUGGUGCACAGUUACGCGACCUUUUUGUGACAAUCCUACUUUUUUGUGAAGUCUCGGAACCAAAAGAUUUAUGGGACAGGCAUUGGAAAGACUUAUCAGAUGAUAUCCUCUUCCGACAACGUCAAAGGCUGGGUAUUCCAAACCUAAGUUUAACUGAAGAGCAAAUUCAAAACUAUGCACUGUUUGAAAUAGAACAAAUCUUAAACAGGGAAAACAAAACCCUCACCGACUACCACGGAAUUCCAUUACCAGAUGCGGCCUUAAUGCAAGAUGCUGGAAACAGAUUGUUGUUGGAAGAGCUAACAUAUGCCACUGAAUCAAUGACUCAAGAUUCAGCUGAUCUGGAGCAAGGCUUGAAUGAUGAGCAAAAACAAGUGUAUGAUAGCAUCCUUGAAGCUGUCUACGAUAACAGAGGUCAAAUCUUCUUUGUCUAUGGUAGCGGUGGCACCGGCAAGACUUAUUUAUGGAGAGCCUUAAUGUCAAAGCUACGCUCUCAAAACAACAUAGUACUUGCAGUGGCAUCAUCUGGCAUAGCAGCACUUCUAUUAGUGGGUGGGAGGACAGCUCAUUCCCGGUUCAAGAUACCCAUUGAUCUCAACAACGACUCGUGCUGCAACAUUGAGCAAGGAUCUGAUCUCGCAGAACUCAUACGGCAAACAAAACUAAUAAUAUGGGAUGAGGCCCCGAUGGUACAUAGGCAUGCAUUCGAAGCAUUAGACCGUACAAUUCGAGAUAUAAUGCAACUAUAUGACCCAUCAGCAAAGGAUAAAAUAUUUGGAGGCAAAACACUCGUCUUAGGAGGCGAUUUCCGUCAAACACUACCGGUCGUCCAAAAUGGAGGCAGAGAAGAAAUAGUUGAUGCAUCGAUUAGCAAAUCGACAACCAUAUGGCCACAAUGUACUGUCUACACCUUGAGGACCAACAUGCGGCUCAAACAGAGAAACAAUAACGAGGAUAAUAGAGAUCUUGCAGACUUCUGCAAAUGGGUGCUGGAUGUAGGAGAUGGAAAGAUAAAGGCAACCUCAAAGGAAGAUGAGGAGGAACCUAUGUGGAUAGAAAUACCCGAAGAUCUAUUGAUAAAGAGUGAUGAAGAUCCCAUAGUUGCAUUAGUGCAUGAAGUUUACCCUGGAAUAUUGGAAAAUCACAUGGACCCAAAGUACCUCCAACAAAGGGCUAUACUAGCUCCUAAAAAUGAAACGGUGGACACCAUAAACAAACACAUUCAAGCACUGAUUCCAGGAGAGGAGAUGGUGUACAAGAGCGCAGAUAGAGUGUGUCGAACAGUCAUAAGAGGAAGAAAUCUCGAAGCAUUGUACCCAACCGAGUUUCUUAAUAGCCUUAAGUUCCCGGGGGUACCAAAUCAUGAGAUACACAUAAAGGUGGGAUGCCCUAUUAUGUUGUUGAGAAACAUCAACCAAAGAGAUGGGUUGUGUAAUGGCACACGCCUUAUUGCCACAAGAUUACAACAAAGAGUCAUAGAAGCACGCGUCAUUACAGGUACAAAGGCAGGGGAGCUGGUAACUAUACCAAGGGUGGAAAUGUCACUAUCUGAUCAGAAGUUGCCAUUUACCCUAAAGAGGCGUCAAUUUCCAAUAAAAGUGUGCUUCGCAAUGACAAUCAACAAGAGCCAAGGGCAAACAUUUGAUCAAGUGGGUCUGUACUUGCCAGAACCAGUAUUCACGCACGGGCAGCUAUAUGUAGCCGUCUCAAGAGUCACUGCACGUAAAGGAUUGAAAAUAUGCAUCCCAAGGACAGAUGCUGAAGAUCAGCAUAUUGCAAUGACAAAAAAUGUAGUCUAUAAAGAAAUAUUUAGAGAUGUAUAA
Molecule: messenger RNA, 1983 nt
Organism: Beta vulgaris subsp. vulgaris (sugar beet)
Lineage: Eukaryota; Viridiplantae; Streptophyta; Magnoliopsida; Caryophyllales; Amaranthaceae
Exons: 1
Coding region: 1-1983 (660 amino acids)
Biological process (GO): DNA repair; telomere maintenance
Molecular function (GO): DNA helicase activity
Source: RefSeq, a predicted model, not a curated record